Messenger RNA from Lathyrus oleraceus (garden pea), 1513 nucleotides. Its product is annotated as probable xyloglucan endotransglucosylase/hydrolase protein 28. Gene Ontology annotation, biological process: xyloglucan metabolic process; cell wall biogenesis. Lineage: Eukaryota; Viridiplantae; Streptophyta; Magnoliopsida; Fabales; Fabaceae. The record is from RefSeq and is a predicted model, not a curated record. The transcript has 4 exons. Gene Ontology annotation, molecular function: hydrolase activity, hydrolyzing O-glycosyl compounds; xyloglucan:xyloglucosyl transferase activity. Bases 250 to 1245 code for a protein of 331 amino acids. Gene Ontology annotation, cellular component: cell wall; apoplast.
GAACAUUUAUUUACUCAAACAAUUUGUCUACAUUUGAAAACAGCUCAACAAAGUUCCAACACUCUCACCAAUAAAAUAAGCUUUCCUUUGUCUCUGCCUUUCUUCUCUCAAAUAACCAGCUAGCCCUCCUCUCUCUAUCUCUUCUAGCUGUAGAACAACAUAUUCCAAACCUCUCUCAAUCCAUCAUCCUUUUUCCUUCUUCUUCACCACUCCUUAUUAAUCUUCUAUACAGACACACAAAAAAACAUCAUGGGAACUUCUCAAAUGGGGUUUCUCUUCUUUUGUUCUAUCCUCUUUCUUUCUGCUUCUGCUUCAUCGAGAAAUUUACCUAUCAUAGCCUUUGAUGAAGGGUACACACCCUUGUUUGGUGACAAUAACGUCUUUGUUCAUAAAGAUGGCAAAUCGGUUCAUCUUUCACUUGAUGAAAGAACAGGUUCUGGAUUUGUGUCUCAUGAUCUUUACCUUCAUGGGUUUUUCAGUGCUUCCAUUAAGUUACCUGCUGAUUACACUGCUGGAGUUGUGGUUGCUUUUUAUAUGUCAAAUGGUGACAUGUAUGAGAAGAACCAUGAUGAAAUAGACUUUGAGUUUUUGGGUAACAUUAGAGGCAAAGACUGGAGGAUUCAGACCAAUGUUUAUGGCAAUGGAAGUACCGGCAUUGGCAGAGAGGAAAGAUUUGGUCUCUGGUUCGAUCCGGCUGAGGAUUUUCAUCAAUACAGUAUUCUCUGGACACAAUCUCAUAUCAUAUUCUAUGUAGACAACAUUCCAAUACGAGAAGUCACGCGAACAGAAUCGAUGGGAGGAGAUUUCCCCUCUAAGCCGAUGACUCUAUACGCGACAAUAUGGGAUGCAUCGGAUUGGGCUACCAACGGUGGAAAGUAUAGAGUAAAUUACAAGUAUGCACCUUACGUUGCUAAAUUCUCCGACCUUGUCUUACACGGCUGUGCAGUCGAUCCGAUUGAGCACGUAGCCAGCUGUGACACUGCUCAAACUUCCGAGUCUAUUCCUUCCCGUGUUACGCCACUACAAAGACUCAAAAUGGAGAGUUUCAGAAAGAAGCACAUGACAUACUCUUACUGUUACGAUAAAAUCAGAUACAAAGCUCCCCCGACGGAGUGUGCUAUCAAUCCUCAAGAAGCUGAACGACUAAGAAGAUUCGACCCUGUCACAUUCGGUAGCGGCCGACAUCGUCAUGGAAAACGACGCCAUUCCAGCAGAUCAAGCCAGACACAAGCUGAUUCAUUUUAAAAUAACUCCGCACGAAGAUUAUUUUCAUCCUCGACGACGACGACUCCGUUCGAUUAAACCACCUGGGUUAAAUUUUCUUUUCCUCUCUGGUGUAUAGAAAGAGAGGAACAUAUAAUUCAUGAGUAUGAUAAUUUUGAUAUGGUAUGCAUGUGUAUAGUUCAUACCUUAGUUUCCCAGGUAUUUUGUGAUUUAUGUUGUGCUUUAUUCCAAUAUUAUUAUUAUUAUUAUUAUUAUUAUUAUUAUUAUUAUUAUUAUUAUUAUUAUUAAA